Molecule: messenger RNA, 2637 nt
Organism: Brassica rapa (field mustard)
Lineage: Eukaryota; Viridiplantae; Streptophyta; Magnoliopsida; Brassicales; Brassicaceae
Cellular component (GO): nuclear pore
Source: RefSeq, a predicted model, not a curated record
GGACCAAAGAGAAAAGCACACUACUGUCAUUUAAAAAGAGAAGCUACUUUUUUCCGGGUUAUGUGACCGGCUAUUUCCACUGAACAGUCUACCCACCGACACAACCUUCCAUAGUUUCACGACCACAGUCACUGUCCCUUUCCGUACAGGAUCCAUGUUUUUCUUUCUUUCUUAAAUGCACCACCAUAACUUCCCCCACUCACUCGGAUCUCCCAUAGUUAGAGAAGAGAGAGAAGAUAGCUUCUUCUUUAUUGUGGAUUACAGAUAAUAGACAGCUAAUCUCAGAGUAGAGACUUCACCCUCAGUAGAUUAAAGUAACCGAGGAAGACAACCUCCCAAAGUCACUGUAAAACCACUUACAUAUAGUGAAUCCAGCCAUGUUCUAUCACAACAACUACGAACAAGUUGCUGGGACCUCUACUGCAGUUUAAGACAAAACUUAGCAAGACUGAACAUGUCCUUUUCUUCCUCCAUUAUAAGCUGUCGUUUUCAGUAACCUGAACAUAUCCAGCUGUGUUUUUUUAAAUCCUUUCAUCUUUUAGAGGCUUAUCACAAGGGAAACACAGAUCCUCUUGAAUUGUUUUCUCACUUGGAAGUUGAAAGUAACUGUUGAUUUGGCUGAGAACUUGAUGAUGAAGGCAAGAUCAGUGAACAAUGUCCAGUCCAAGCGAUCCACCAAGAGUGGAAGGAAAGACCAGAAGCUGCAGAAGACUAACAGCCAGAAAAAAUCAUCAGAACAAGAGAAACACAAGGAGGCCUUAGAGUCUAACAUCCUCACAACAGUGGCUAGUGACUCAACCACACAGUCAGAUCCAUCCGAGGCUUACGAGACACUAGACGUCCGCUACUUGGACGAUGUAACCGUAAGAAAAGAGAAAGAAGAUGCUGAUGCUGAUGGUGAUGAACAAGAAGAAGUUAAAGGUGCCAAUGCUGAUGUGUGGGAAGAUGCUUCUAACGGCGCUCUUAGCGCAGGAAGCGAGAACGAGGCCCCUGAUGUAGCAGAGAAUAGUUUUGAGGAUGGAUCUUUGAAAGAGAAGAUUGAGCAUCUUGAGACGAGAAUCGAGAGACUUGAAGAGGAGCUUAGAGAGGUCGCUGCGCUCGAGGUUUCUCUCUACUCUGUCGUCCCUGACCAUUCCAGCUCUGCGCACAAGCUUCAUACUCCUGCGAGGCGUAUCUCUAGAAUCUACAUCCAUGCUUGUAAGCAUUUCGCUAGAGGAAAGCGUGCUACCAUCGCUAGAAACUCUGUUUCUGGUCUUGUCUUGGUUGCUAGAUCUUGUGGGAAUGAUGUUUCAAGGUUGACGUUUUGGUUAUCAAACAUUAUAACUCUAAGGGAGAUUAUUUCGCAAGCGUUUGGUAAGUCUCGUGUCACGGAGAGCUCUGAAGCUAAUAAUGGGAGUGAGAAUGGUGGUGAUUCAGGGAAGAAGACGAACUUGAGAUGGAAGAAUGGUUUGCAAGAGCUUCUUGAGGAUUGGCAAGAAACUGAAACGUUCACCGCUGCUUUGGAGAAAGUAGAGCUUUGGGUCUUCUCUAGAAUCGUGGAGUCUGUUUGGUGGCAGGUCUUUACUCCUCAUAUGCAAUCCCCUGAGAACAACAACUCUUCAGCUUCUAAAUCGAAUGAGAAGCAAGGAGCCUUUUCUAUUACCCUAUGGAAGAAUGCCUUUGGAGAUGCUCUGCAACGGCUUUGUCCUAUGAGAGGGGGAGGACAUGAAUGUGGCUGCUUACCUGUAUUGGCUAGAAUGGUCAUGGAGAAGUGUGUUGGUAGAUUUGAUGUAGCUAUGUUCAAUGCUAUUCUGCGCGAGUCAGAACAUCAGAUACCAACUGAUCCAGUCUCUGAUCCUAUUCUUGAUACCAAAGUUCUGCCUGUUCCUGCUGGAGACUUGAGCUUUGGAUCAGGAGCACAGCUCAAAAACGCGAUUGGUAACUGGUCUAGAUCCCUCACUGAAAUGUUCGGUAUGAACUCAGAUGAUGAUCAAGUAGAGAGUGAAGGCAGUGAUAGUAGUAAAGCCUUUGUGUUGUUAAAUGAACUUAGUGAUCUUCUUAUGCUCCCUAAAGACAUGCUUAUGGAAAGCUCCAUUAGAGAAGAGAUAUGUCCAUCAAUCACUCUUUCACUUAUCAAGAGAAUACUAUGCAACUUCACUCCUGAUGAGUUCUGUCCAGACGAUGUACCUGGAGCUGUCCUAGAAGAGCUAAAUGCCGCCGAGGUGCAAUCAGAAGAAGAAAGCUUCCCUUAUGCGGCUUCUUCUGUUACUUACAAGCCUCCAUCGACCAUGGAUGUAGCAGAGAAAGUUGCGGAGGCUGCAGGGAAGUUGUCGAGGAAUGUGUCUAUGAUACAGAGGAAAGGGUACACGAGCGACGAGGAGCUUGAGGAGCUGGACUCUCCUCUUACAUCUAUUGUUGAUAAAACGAGUGAGUUUAAUGAUUCUGCGACCUCAAAUGCAAGAUACAAUCUCCUUCGACAAGUGUGGGCUUAGUUAUUUAUGUUGUUACAUAGAUACUCUUAAUGAAGAAGGGACUCAUUGUAAUAACUUUUGUGUAAUUUUUUCAAGAACAGUUUGGGAGAGAUCUAAGAGAAAAAAUGACAUUGUUUAUAUGCUUAAACAAGCAUUAUCAUUUUAAGUUCUUUGGCAACUUCAAUCA